Penicillium mononematosum is the source of this 570-nucleotide messenger RNA. RefSeq lists its product as uncharacterized. The transcript is spliced from 3 exons. NCBI's taxonomy places the organism in Eukaryota, Fungi, Ascomycota, Eurotiomycetes, Eurotiales, Aspergillaceae. The record is from RefSeq and is a predicted model, not a curated record. Bases 1 to 570 code for a protein of 189 amino acids.
AUGCGCGUUCGCAAAACUCCAGAGGCUGGUGACGAGGGUGAAUGGGAGGAUGAUACGAACUUUCCCUCAAAGCAGACCUUGCCAGCUACACAGCUAACGGCUGUCCGUACCGACGAGGAUGAUGCAAAUAUACAGCUCUAUUAUCAGGACCUUGACGGCUCUGUCAAAGAGAUGAAGUAUAUUUCUGACGCGAAAGGCUGGCAUGAGGACGAGACGGGAAUCCAGGAUGCCCAGCCAGGAACCAGCCUGUUUGCGCUCUGUGGAGGCAAUAACUUUGAAACGAGAUUGUACUACCAAGACGAACAGAACAAGCUCCAGGAACGGUACACUAAUACCAUGGAGAACUGGCGAAACAGUAAAAUCAGAACAUUUGAGCUGGCACCCAAAGCACCUAUUGGCGCCGUGGCUUGGAGCUAUGACACGAAAGUGGAUGAAUUUAUGGGUCAGAGGAAGUGCCCCCAACGUUAUGUAUGGAAGAAGGAAGGCGAAGGCUACCGCUGCUCAGCAGGGGGCCAUUACAAGAGCUAUGAGGAUGCGCGCGCCGACGCCAAAGCUGAAGGUGUUAUAUGA